Saccostrea cuccullata (small rock oyster) is the source of this 1413-nucleotide messenger RNA. RefSeq lists its product as uncharacterized. The transcript has 10 exons. The coding region runs from base 1 to 1413 and encodes 470 amino acids. The record is from RefSeq and is a predicted model, not a curated record. NCBI's taxonomy places the organism in Eukaryota, Metazoa, Mollusca, Bivalvia, Ostreida, Ostreidae.
AUGGAUGAUGUGUUAGAUCUUCACCAGUGGUAUGGUUGUUGUGUUAGUUCUCCACCAGUGAUGUCCACCAGUGGUAUGGUUAUUGUGUUAGAACUCUACCAGUGGUAUGGUUGUUGUGUUAGAUCACCAUCAGUGUUCUCCACCAGUGGUAUGGUUGUUGUGUUAGUUCUCCACCAGUGGUAUGGUUGUUGUGUUAGUUCUUCACCGUUGUUCUCCACCAGUGGUAUGAUUGUUGUGUUAGAUCACCACCAGUGGUAUGGUUGUUGUGUUAGUUAUCCACCAGUGGUAUGGUUGUUGUGUUACAUCUUCACCAGUGGUAUGGUUAUUGUGUUAGAUCUCCACCAGUGGUAUGAUUAUUGUGUUAGUUCACCAUCAGUGGUAUGGUUGUUGUGUUCUCCACCAGUAGUAUGGUUAUUAUGUAAGAUCUUCACAAAUGGUAUGGUUGUUGUGUUACAUCUUAACCAGUUAUAUGGUUGUUGUGUUAGUUCUCCACCAGUGCUGUUAAUCCUUCAAUCGUUGUCUGGAGUCAGUCCUUAUAUUGAUGUGUGCUCAGCCUACUGCAACGCCAGCAUGUUCAGUAGCUGUACGUGCAUAAAGAACAAUACAAUGUUGGUGUGUGAGGGAAAGUCUCUCGGAAUCUUCUUAGAAAUGAAUGUGAAGAAAUCAAAUCUCAACAGCAGUUGUUCUAUUUCUUUCAGUCAAACUUAUGAAAAUGUUGGAUUUUGUCGAACAGAACUUAAUAGUUUGGAAACUUUGCUAGGAGACCACAAUACGGAAGGGAGUACGAUGAAGUUUUAUUUUCCGGAUAGUGAUUCACAUAAUAAACCCCAAGUAAAUUUCAAUGUGAGCUGUAAUAAGCAUGAAAAUUACACACAGAUUUUAAAACUAGAAAAAGUGUCUAGUACUAAACCUCCAGCAUCUAAUCAUACAAUAAGGCUUAAAAGCAACAGAACAAGUUUAUGGGUUGACGCUGUAAUUCAGGUUUACUAUGACUGUCAUUCUGGUAAAAACCAAAUUUGUAACGAAUAUGGUCACGUAGUUUGUGCGCCAGGUUACUAUGGUGAUCGUUGUCAGCGUUACUGCAAUUCCUCUGAUUUUGAGAACUGUAAUUGCAGUACAGACGGUAACCUUACAUGUCAGAGGAAACCCGGUGGAGUCUUUUUUGAAAUUCAAUUAGUAAAAACACAUAUUCCAGAAAAUGCAUUGAACGUUAUAUAUGACCUUACUAUUCAACAAAGCUACCUUAAUGUCAUGUUCCACGAAAUGACGUAUUCGCCCGUCACGCUUCACCAGACACCUGACCUGAGCAUGCUGGGAUUUACCAAUAACACGCUGAGCUUCUACUAUUCAGACUUUAACAGUUUUGAACAAGCCGAAUGGAACUUGUUUGGAAAACGGCACAUUCAUUUGUGA